Nomascus leucogenys (northern white-cheeked gibbon) is the source of this 6150-nucleotide messenger RNA. It is a transcript of the gene STAG1, whose product is annotated as stromal antigen 1. The transcript is spliced from 35 exons. Gene Ontology annotation, cellular component: nucleus; cohesin complex; chromatin. Gene Ontology annotation, molecular function: chromatin binding. Gene Ontology annotation, biological process: sister chromatid cohesion. Bases 803 to 4168 code for a protein of 1121 amino acids. The record is from RefSeq and is a predicted model, not a curated record. NCBI's taxonomy places the organism in Eukaryota, Metazoa, Chordata, Mammalia, Primates, Hylobatidae.
UUGGCGUGUGGAAAAUGCCACCAGAUGGCGGGUUAGGAUUGCAGCUCCGUUGAAGGCGCGGCCCCCGCUCCCGAACCCCCGGCGACCACCCCGUAACAACCCCCCCACAUCGGGAAUAACACACCGGAGACUUUUGGGGGGAAACUAGGUCGACAGUCGGCGGCGCCCGGAUGGGCAGCUGAGGAUUGCCUUUGAGGUUAUUUUAAAAGUUUUGAGUUGUACAGCACUUGAUUAUUUUGCUGCAUUGUGAAAGGACCUCUCCAGCAAUGAUUACUUCAGAAUUACCAGUGUUACAGGAUUCAACUAAUGAAACUACUGCCCAUUCCGAUGCUGGCAGCGAGCUUGAAGAAACAGAGGUCAAAGGAAAAAGAAAAAGGGGUCGUCCUGGCCGGCCUCCAUCUACAAAUAAGAAACCUCGAAAAUCUCCAGGUGAGAAGAGCAGAAUUGAAGCUGGAAUUAGAGGAGCAGGCCGUGGAAGAGCUAAUGGACACCCUCAACAGAAUGGGGAAGGGGAGCCUGUCACAUUAUUUGAGGUGGUGAAACUGGGGAAAAGUGCAAUGCAGAGCCUUCAUGUUGUUUGCAUUCACUUGGUUGGAAGGGGAGAGAGAAAGAGAAGCAGUGUCUACUUCUUAGAAGCCUUUGGCCCCUCUAUUUACAUUCCAUUGAUGGGAACUUACCACAUACUCAGUCCGUGGUGGAUGACUGGAUUGAAUCAUAUAAACAAGACAGGGACAUCGCACUUCUGGAUUUAAUCAACUUUUUUAUCCAGUGUUCAGGAUGUCGAGGUACUGUGAGAAUAGAGAUGUUUCGAAAUAUGCAGAAUGCAGAAAUCAUCAGAAAAAUGACUGAAGAAUUUGAUGAGGACAGUGGUGAUUAUCCUCUUACCAUGCCUGGACCUCAGUGGAAAAAAUUUCGUUCAAACUUUUGUGAAUUUAUUGGAGUCCUGAUUCGACAGUGUCAGUAUAGCAUAAUUUAUGAUGAGUAUAUGAUGGACACAGUAAUCUCCCUUUUGACGGGUUUGUCAGACUCCCAGGUCAGAGCUUUUAGGCAUACAAGUACCCUGGCUGCCAUGAAGCUCAUGACUGCUCUGGUGAAUGUUGCCUUAAACCUCAGUAUUCAUCAGGAUAAUACCCAGAGACAAUAUGAAGCCGAGAGAAAUAAAAUGAUUGGGAAGAGAGCCAAUGAAAGGUUGGAGUUACUACUUCAGAAACGCAAAGAGCUACAAGAAAAUCAGGAUGAAAUCGAAAAUAUGAUGAACUCUAUUUUUAAGGGUAUAUUUGUUCAUAGAUACCGUGAUGCUAUUGCUGAGAUUAGAGCCAUUUGUAUUGAAGAAAUUGGAGUAUGGAUGAAAAUGUAUAGUGAUGCCUUCCUAAAUGACAGUUACCUGAAAUAUGUUGGCUGGACUCUUCAUGACAGGCAAGGGGAAGUCAGGCUGAAGUGUUUGAAAGCUCUACAGAGUCUGUAUACCAAUAGAGAAUUAUUCCCCAAAUUGGAACUAUUCACUAACCGAUUCAAGGAUCGCAUUGUAUCAAUGACACUUGAUAAAGAAUAUGAUGUUGCUGUGGAAGCUAUUCGAUUGGUUACUCUGAUACUUCAUGGAAGUGAAGAAGCUCUUUCCAAUGAAGACUGUGAAAAUGUUUACCACUUGGUGUACUCAGCACAUCGCCCUGUUGCUGUGGCAGCUGGAGAGUUCCUUCACAAAAAGCUAUUUAGCAGACAUGACCCACAAGCAGAAGAAGCAUUAGCAAAGAGGAGGGGAAGAAACAGCCCGAAUGGAAACCUCAUUAGGAUGCUGGUUCUUUUCUUUCUUGAAAGUGAGUUACAUGAACAUGCAGCCUACUUGGUAGACAGUUUAUGGGAGAGCUCUCAAGAACUGUUGAAAGACUGGGAAUGUAUGACAGAGUUGCUGUUAGAAGAACCUGUUCAAGGAGAGGAAGCAAUGUCUGAUCGUCAAGAGAGUGCUCUUAUAGAGCUAAUGGUUUGUACAAUUCGUCAAGCUGCUGAGGCACAUCCUCCAGUGGGAAGGGGUACCGGCAAGAGAGUGCUAACUGCCAAAGAAAGGAAAACUCAAAUUGAUGAUAGAAACAAAUUGACUGAACAUUUUAUUAUUACACUUCCUAUGUUACUGUCAAAGUAUUCUGCAGAUGCAGAGAAGGUAGCAAACUUGCUACAAAUCCCACAGUAUUUUGAUUUAGAAAUCUACAGCACAGGUAGAAUGGAAAAGCAUCUGGAUGCUUUGUUAAAACAGAUUAAGUUUGUUGUGGAGAAACAUGUAGAAUCAGAUGUUCUAGAAGCCUGCAGUAAAACCUAUAGCAUCUUAUGCAGUGAAGAAUAUACCAUCCAGAACAGAGUUGACAUAGCUCGAAGCCAGCUGAUUGAUGAGUUUGUAGAUCGAUUCAAUCAUUCUGUGGAAGACCUAUUGCAAGAGGGAGAAGAAGCUGAUGAUGAUGACAUUUACAAUGUUCUUUCUACAUUAAAGCGGUUAACUUCUUUUCACAAUGCACAUGAUCUCACAAAAUGGGAUCUCUUUGGUAAUUGCUACAGAUUAUUGAAGACUGGAAUUGAACAUGGAGCCAUGCCGGAACAGAUAGUCGUGCAAGCACUGCAGUGUUCCCAUUAUUCGAUUCUUUGGCAGUUGGUGAAAAUUACUGAUGGUUCUCCUUCCAAAGAGGAUUUGUUGGUAUUGAGGAAAACGGUGAAAUCCUUUUUGGCUGUUUGCCAGCAGUGCCUGUCUAAUGUUAAUACUCCAGUGAAAGAACAGGCUUUCAUGUUACUCUGUGAUCUUCUGAUGAUUUUCAGCCACCAAUUAAUGACAGGUGGCAGAGAAGGCCUUCAGCCUUUGGUGUUUAAUCCAGAUACUGGACUCCAGUCUGAACUCCUCAGUUUUGUGAUGGAUCACGUUUUUAUUGACCAAGACGAGGAGAACCAGAGCAUGGAGGGUGAUGAAGAAGAUGAAGCUAAUAAAAUUGAGGCCUUACAUAAAAGAAGGAAUCUACUUGCUGCUUUCAGCAAACUUAUCAUUUAUGACAUUGUUGACAUGCAUGCAGCUGCAGACAUCUUCAAACACUACAUGAAGUAUUACAAUGACUAUGGUGAUAUUAUUAAGGAAACACUGAGUAAAACCAGGCAGAUUGAUAAAAUUCAGUGUGCCAAGACUCUCAUUCUCAGUUUGCAACAGUUAUUUAAUGAACUUGUUCAAGAGCAAGGUCCCAACCUAGAUAGGACGUCUGCCCAUGUCAGUGGCAUUAAAGAACUGGCACGUCGCUUUGCCCUUACAUUUGGAUUGGACCAGAUUAAGACACGAGAAGCAGUUGCCACACUUCACAAGGAUGGCAUAGAGUUUGCAUUUAAAUACCAAAAUCAGAAAGGACAAGAGUAUCCACCUCCUAAUCUGGCUUUUCUUGAAGUACUAAGUGAAUUUUCUUCUAAACUUCUUCGACAGGACAAAAAGACGGUUCAUUCAUACCUGGAGAAAUUCCUUACCGAGCAGAUGAUGGAAAGGAGGGAAGAUGUAUGGCUUCCACUCAUCUCCUAUAGAAAUUCAUUAGUCACUGGGGGUGAAGAUGAUAGAAUGUCUGUGAACAGUGGAAGUAGCAGCAGCAAAACCUCAUCAGUAAGGAAUAAGAAAGGACGACCUCCACUUCAUAAAAAACGAGUAGAAGAUGAGAGUCUGGACAACACGUGGCUAAACAGGACUGACACCAUGAUUCAGACUCCUGGCCCCCUGCCAGCACCACAACUCACAUCCACUGUACUGCGGGAGAACAGCCGGCCCAUGGGAGACCAGAUUCAAGAACCUGAGUCUGAACAUGGUUCUGAACCAGACUUUUUACACAAUCCUCAGAUGCAGAUCUCUUGGUUAGGCCAGCCGAAGUUAGAAGACUUAAAUCGGAAGGACAGAACAGGAAUGAACUACAUGAAAGUGAGAACUGGAGUGAGGCAUGCUGUUCGGGGUCUAAUGGAGGAAGAUGCUGAGCCCAUCUUUGAAGAUGUGAUGAUGUCAUCCCGAAGCCAGUUAGAAGAUAUGAAUGAAGAAUUUGAGGAUACUAUGGUUAUUGAUCUGCCUCCAUCAAGAAAUCGGCGAGAGAGAGCUGAGCUAAGGCCAGACUUCUUUGACUCUGCAGCUAUCAUAGAAGAUGAUUCAGGAUUUGGAAUGCCUAUGUUCUGAAGUCUGAAGAAAAUUUACAAAUCUGGAACUCUAUUAUUUAGAGCUAGAGGCCUAUAUACUGUGAUAGCUUGUAUGGGGAAAAACACUUUUCAUGUGAUCUGAUUUGUUUUUUAAUCAAAUGAUUAAGGUCAAUCCCUUUUUGCAGUGACAGAAGAGGAGCACGUAAAUUACCCAAGGGAAUGUUGGUGAAUGUCAACUCAGAAAGACUGACCUGAAAAUCAUUUGUGUCCUACUAUUGGACUUAUCCCAAUACAGAUGUGUGUGUUUUUCUGGAGGGAGGAAGAAAUUUUAAAUUUUUAAAACAGCUGUCAAGAUAAACACUGUUAUACACUUGUUUUAUGAAAACUCAACAUUGAGUAAAAAAAAAAAAAUAUUUUUAACUUUAUUUUCCUGUUGUACAAUUUAAAAACCGUUUUAACAUUUUGCCUUUUUAUGUUUUAAAAGCUAACCAUUUUUAUUAAACCUAUGAGUAAGCAGCUCAUCCUAAUUGCCGAAGAGUGUUUUGGAGUUCACUGGAUUUGGUUGACCUUUGUGGAACACAAAUAAUGAAGGAGCAGAACACUGACAAGCUAAGAUGAAAUUCUGACAUAGUGCAUCUCUGCCAAAAACCACACACCCUCUGUGGAUAUGGAUAUGAAUUCCCAGAUUUUAUAUACUCUUGAAUAAAAAGGUUUAUUUUUAUUUAUAAGUAAGUGGGCAUAAAAUAAGAAAUGUCCAUGCAGCCAUUUUUCCAACAGAUGCUGUACACCAUUCAUUUUAUAUAGACUAGGGAGAUUCAAAUACAGUGCAUUUUCUAUUGGUAUUUGUUCUGUGCAUUUUUAGCAACUUCUACCAGCAAAUAAAGUAUUCUCAGUAAAAUGAAAAUGAUUCUCAAGUUAUCAGUUUGCUGUUUUUACCACUUAUUUAUUUCAUGCCCUGCCAAAUUCAAGUUACACAGACUUCCAUUUUAAGAUAAUCAUGAAGAAAUCCUUUAUCAUUCAAAAGUAAUUUUAAGUGUAACAUAACUGUGUCUACUUCCCAUGCACUUAAUACCCUUAUGCGCUAAUUUUGUGAAUUAAGUUUACUGAUUAUAGAAUUAUGUGCCGCAUAGAAGUCUGUGCUUAGAGGGUGAAGUUCCUAAGCUUACCUUGAAUUACAGCUACAUUUCAGUGUUAAAUGUGCAUAUUAAGAAUAAUUCUUUUGGGGAAAGAAAUUAAUUAUGAAUCUUCAGGACAGUCUACAAUGGUUUAGAGUUACAUUCUGCCUAGACUUUUAUGACUUGCUGCUAUUGUUUUAAAAACCCCACUUAUUUCCAAACCAAUCCAUCCACAGCUGUUUCUGGGCUGGUUUUUAAAGUAGCUGCAACAGAAUCAUGAGGCUUUCCCUUUUUAUCAAAUACGAAAAACAUUUUUAAAAAUUCUGCACACCCAGUGAUCAUCUUUUGUGCGGGAAAGCAAGAUAGAUAGAUGAUUUUAUUCAUCCUUUUAGUAAAGACACAAAACAGAUUUUUCUCAACAUUUGUACAGUUCUGAAAAAACCUGGUCACCAAAAAUAUUUUCUCUGCUAAUUCAGCAAUUCUUGGGCUCCAGUUAGGGGAGCUGGGGCCUCACCUUCUCCCAGAAUUGUGGGCUUCACUGGAAGUGAAGGUGCAGGAAUGACUGAACUGUCCACCCCAGCCCUGCCUGCCUGUGGUUUCGGCUGGGGAGCAAGCCAUGAGGUGCCCUGGCACAUGCACAAACUGAUGCUUUGCAUGACAGUCUUGUAUGGAAAACAGAUGCUGACAGAAUUGUAGACUACCAUGCCACACAGAGAGGCUAAAUAUCUACUCCAAUGGGUUUCCAGUUCAGUUUGAAGUCAAUCAAAUUUUUGUAUUUUCGGUGUCUCCUUGAUUGGUUUUGCUAGUAAUUCUGUAAAUUGUACAUUUGCAAUAUGAGGUUUUUUUUCCUUUUGUACAAUUUGAAACUGAUGCUUCACCUUUCCUUUAAUAAACUAUUCAAAAUCAG